GCUGGUUCAACGCAGGCAGGGGGACCUGAAAGAGCUGGUUCAACGCAGGCAGGGGACCUGAAAGAGCUGGUUCAAGGCAGGCAGAGGGAGCUGAAAGAGCUGGUUCAAUGCAGGCAGAGGAGCUGAAAGAGCUGGUUCAACGCAGGCAGAGGAGCUGAAAGAGCUGGUUCAACGCAGGCAGGGGACCUGAAAGAGCUGGUUCAACGCAGGCAGAGGACCUGAAAGAGCUGGUUCAAUGCAGGCAGAGGAGCUGAAAGAGCUGGUUCAACGCAGGCAGAGGAGCUGAAAGAGCUGGUUCAACGCAGGCAGGGGACCUGAAAGAGCUGGUUCAACGCAGGCAGAGGAGCUGAAAGAGCUGGUUCAACGCAGGCAGAGGACCUGAAAGAGCUGGUGACAUUUGACAAAAAAUUGGCAAAGAGGGACAGAACCAUGACUGAAGCUACACCACUGACAGAGAUGGAGCUGAAACGGCAGCCUGAGGAUGAUGGGUGUGGCUCAACAAAUCAUGAUGGGUCUGGUUUGACCGCUGAGCUGAGGAUUGUGUUGCUAGGGAAGACUGGAGCAGGGAAGAGCGCAACAGGAAACACCAUCCUGGGGAAGGAGGUGUUUAAAGUGGACUCUUCUCCUGCGUCAGUGACCGGACAGUGUGAGAGACAGAGUGGAGAAGUCAACGGGACGACGGUUCAUGUGGUUGACACGCCGGGCCUCUUCGACACAGCCCGGUCGGACGAAGAGGUGAAGGAGAAAAUAGAGGAGUGCGUUAACAUGUCCGUCCCGGGCCCCCACGCCUUCCUGCUGGUGAUCAGGCUGGGGGUGAGGUUCACAGAGGAGGAGAGGAACGCCGUGAGGUGGAUCCAGGAGAACUUCGGAGAGGACGCCUCCAUGUACACCAUCUUGCUGUUCACCUGUAAAGACCAGCUGAAGGGGAAACAGGUGACAGAUUCUCUGAAGAUGUGUAAAGAGCUGCGGAGACUCUCCAUCACGUUAGGCGGCGGGUAUCACUCGUUCAACAACGACGCCAAAGACGACCCCGCUCAGGUCCCAGAGCUGCUGAAGAAGAUCAAAGAGAUGGUGGAGCUGAACGGAGGAGAGCACUACACCAACGAGAUGUACCAGAAGGCUCAGAGGAAGAUCAGAGAGGCGGAGGAGAGGAGGAGGGAGGAGGAGAAAAGACGGAGGGAGGAGGAGGAGAGAAAAUUAAAAGAAGAGGUAAAGGUAGAGAUAGAGAAAGAAAAGGAGGAAGAGAAAAGGGAGAAGGUAGAUAAAAAGAGGAAUCUCCACAUCGCUCUAGCAGUAACAGUAGUGUGUGUAGUAGUAGGGGUGAUCAUAGCAGCUGCUGCUGAUACCACAGUGGCCCUGGCUCUAGCUCCACUCCUACUGGUGCUGGGAGCAGCCAGUGCAAUAACGGCUAUCUGUCUAAAGAAUGGAAAGUGUGGAGCUAAAACACCCGUCUCCGUAGCUGUAUAACAAUCACAUACUGUAUACCUCAUUAAGGCUGUUUUUACACAGGCAACACAAUUCUGAUCUUUUGCCACUAAUUGGUCUUUUGACCAAUCCGAUCUAUUAUCAAUAAUUGGGCAAAAUAUCAGAAUUUGUCUGCCUGUGUAAAGAUCAGAAUUAGGUUACCUGUGUAAACGAGGCCGAACAAGACCUAACAACAGAAACAUAGAUUGAAUGAUUGAUUGAUAGAUGGUUUUAUAGAUAGAUAGAUAGAUAGAUAGAUAGAUAGAUAGAUAGAUAGAUAGAUAGAUAGAUAGAUAGAUAGAUAGAUAGAUAGAUAGAUAGAUAGAUAGAUAGAUAGAUAGAUAGAUAGAUAGAUAGAUAGAUAGAUAGAUAGAUAGAUAGAUAGAUAGAUAGAUAGAUAGAUAGAUAGAUAGAUAGAUAGAUAGAAAAAAUGGUCUUAAAUCUGUUCCCUUAAGUAUUUCUCUGGGUGUCCAGUGAUCUAUUUAUUUAAUCAUGUGUUCAGGGAUAACAUUUAUGAACACUUAAUAAAGAGAAGUAAAGAGUCUGA
Oncorhynchus tshawytscha (Chinook salmon) is the source of this 2011-nucleotide messenger RNA. RefSeq names its product GTPase IMAP family member 7-like. The record is from RefSeq and is a predicted model, not a curated record. Gene Ontology annotation, molecular function: GTP binding. NCBI's taxonomy places the organism in Eukaryota, Metazoa, Chordata, Actinopteri, Salmoniformes, Salmonidae. Bases 430 to 1467 code for a protein of 345 amino acids. The transcript is spliced from 3 exons.